ACAUGACCAAGUUGUAGCAACUAGCAAAGCCACUCUAUUCUCUAAGUAGUCUUUGAGCAAAAAUAAUGGUGAAGCUAGCUUUUGGCAGUUUUGGUGACUCUUUCAGCAUUGAGUCUUUCAAGUCUUAUCUAUCAGAGUUUAUAGCCACCCUUCUUUUUGUGUUUGCAGGAGUUGGAUCCGCCAUUGCUUAUAGUAAGCUCACAUCGGAUGCAGCCUUGGACCCCCCGGGACUUGUAGCUGUGGCUGUGGCCCAUGCCUUUGCACUUUUUGUAGGGGUGUCCAUUGCAGCCAAUAUCUCCGGUGGCCAUUUGAACCCAGCUGUCACGUUUGGAUUGGCCGUUGGAGGCAACAUCUCCAUCCUUACUGGCAUUUUCUAUUGGAUCGCUCAAUGCCUUGGCUCCAUUGUUGCUUGCCUCCUACUCAAAUUCGUCACAAAUGGAGAGAGCAUACCAACACAUGGAGUUGCAUCAGGAAUGAAUGCAAUUGAAGGAGUGGUCAUGGAGAUCAUCAUAACCUUUGCACUAGUCUACACUGUCUAUGCCACAGCUGCUGACCCCAAAAAGGGCUCAAUUGGUAUAAUAGCACCUAUUGCAAUUGGGUUCAUUGUUGGUGCAAACAUCCUAGCUGCUGGUCCAUUUAGUGGUGGGUCGAUGAACCCGGCUCGUUCAUUUGGCCCAGCUGUUGUUAGUGGAAACUUUUCUGAGAAUUGGAUCUACUGGGUUGGCCCACUAAUUGGGGGAGGGUUGGCUGGGCUUGUAUACGGUGACAUUUUUAUUGGGUCCUAUGCCCCAGUCCCAGUCCCUCAAGACUAUGCCUAAACAGAGUUCUUUGUGAUUUGGGUCUUCCUGUGAUUUGGGUUGUUUCUUUUGGGAUUGUGAUUUGUCAAUGGCCAGCCUAAAAAGAGGUUGUACGUGUUAAUAAAAUUGUAAAUAAGGAAUCAAAAGUUGGCCUUUUGUUUUUGUUUUGUUUUAAUAUUCCUCUCUUGUCAUUACAAGCAAAGUUGUUAAAAUCGAGAUUCUAUAUAAGA
Molecule: messenger RNA, 1027 nt
Organism: Quercus lobata
Lineage: Eukaryota; Viridiplantae; Streptophyta; Magnoliopsida; Fagales; Fagaceae
Product: probable aquaporin TIP-type
Exons: 3
Coding region: 66-818 (250 amino acids)
Biological process (GO): water transport; transmembrane transport
Cellular component (GO): plant-type vacuole membrane
Molecular function (GO): water channel activity
Source: RefSeq, a predicted model, not a curated record